Messenger RNA from Umbelopsis ramanniana AG, 714 nucleotides. RefSeq lists its product as uncharacterized. Gene Ontology annotation, cellular component: nucleus. The record is from RefSeq and is a predicted model, not a curated record. Bases 1 to 714 code for a protein of 237 amino acids. NCBI's taxonomy places the organism in Eukaryota, Fungi, Mucoromycota, Umbelopsidomycetes, Umbelopsidales, Umbelopsidaceae. The transcript has 9 exons.
AUGGUGCCAUCUCUCAGGAACCGCCAGAAAAAGAAUGAGGAAGCAGUUGAAAGUGCCUCCCAUACAGAAAAUUCUAUUGUGAAGUCCAAGCGCGCACCUGUCUCAAAGGAACCGAAAUCUCGAAAGAAAGUGAAGAAAGAGGAAUCAAAAGACAAUACAGAAAAAAAUGAGGAGGAAGUCGAAAACGAAACCGAAUCAGAGAAGAAAACGAAGACAAAGACUAGUAUCAAACAUGAGGCAUCGGCCGACGGACCAGUCAAGAAGAUUGAUAAAGAGUACCAGCAUUGGCUAAUGAAAGCAGAACCAGAUAGUCGAGUGGUGAAAGAUAAGGAUGUCAAGUUCAGUACCUCGCAAUGGGACGGCGUGCGUAACUUUGAGGCCAGGAACAUGAUGAGGGACAGGAUGAAAGUUGGUCAUAAGCCUGGAGUAGCUGGAAUAGCAGAGAUCGUAAAGGAAGGCUAUGUAGAUUACACUGCCUUCGAUCCAAAGCAUCCUUACUUUGAUCCCAAAUCGGAAGAAUCAAACCCCAAGUGGUACAUGGUGGAUGUCAAAUUCGUUCGAAAACUCAAUAGGUUGAUUCCUCUCAAAGAACUUCAAUCCUACAAGGAGCUGAGUGACAUGGUGUUGAUCAGGCGUGGGCGUCUUUCAGUGCAACCAGUCAGUAAAGAAGAGUACGAUUUCAUCUUGAGUGUGGAGAACAAAGAUGAUGACUAG